Messenger RNA from Vanrija pseudolonga, 291 nucleotides. RefSeq lists its product as uncharacterized. The transcript has 2 exons. NCBI's taxonomy places the organism in Eukaryota, Fungi, Basidiomycota, Tremellomycetes, Trichosporonales, Trichosporonaceae. The coding region runs from base 1 to 291 and encodes 96 amino acids. The record is from RefSeq and is a predicted model, not a curated record.
AUGACCAUCAUGAUGCCCCGCAUGACCGACGACGACCGCGAGUCCACCUUGCCUCUGAGCAUAUCAGGCUACGCCCGCGCGGCGUGGACGAACGUCCAAGAACGCCUCGCCCUGCAACGCGAGCUCGUCGAGGCGCAGCGCCUCGCCACCGACCCAGACUUAGCACCGGGUCUGCACGACACGGUGCUCGUCGUGAUCGAGUUUGCGCGCGCGCUGCUGGCGCAUAAUGCCCGAGAAGGGGAGCAGUUGGGCGCGGUGUGGGAGGUCGAGACAGAGUGUGGGGAGUGGUAG